Molecule: messenger RNA, 1539 nt
Organism: Monascus purpureus
Lineage: Eukaryota; Fungi; Ascomycota; Eurotiomycetes; Eurotiales; Aspergillaceae
Source: the annotation of a GenBank genome assembly
CUUCCUCACCCCUCAGCCAUCCACACUCGACUCUCUGUCAUUCUUUGGAAUGGCGACCAGUCUCCCGCCUCUGGCUGUUCCAGGCCAGCGACUGGGACCGACUUCUUCUUACUCUGCUGGUCCUGGCACACACGUCCUGAACGCACACGUAUACGCCUCAAUUGCUGGCCCGGUGGUUGCAAACCCUGCUCAGCCAGGUGCCAAACAAAAGUCCGUUCUCACUGUUUCUCGGACAUAUAACCAUGCGUCUCCUGGUGAAGGAACAUCUAAUUUAUCUCCCAAUGGAGUCAAACCGGUACCGACACCAGCAGCAUCAUCUACCAAACCUGCACCCCCAAAAUCAAAACUAAGAUACAACACCCUCCCCGCGGUUGACUCUAUCGUCCUGGCACGAGUAACACGUGUCCAGAAACGCCAAGCCACCGUUUCCAUCCUAGUCGUGCUCGAUGAUUCGCAGCUCGCUUCAGACAACGACGACAUCGAGUCCAUCCUCACAUCCGCAGUGAACGUGGAGAACCACAGCAGCUCAGACGAGCUGCGUUUCCAAGCUCUCAUUCGCAAAGAGGAUGUGCGUGCCGUUGAGAAAGACCGCGUUGUCAUGGAUGAGAUGUUUCGCGUCGGAGAUAUUGUGCGCGGUUCGGUCAUCUCGCUGGGUGACCAGAGCUUCUAUUAUCUUACCACGGCGCGGAAUGAUCUUGGUGUCGUAAUGGCACGGAGUGAGGCUGGUAACAUGAUGUUUCCUGUCAGCUGGAAGGAGAUGAGGGAUCCCGCGACUGGGGUUGGGGAGUCGAGAAAGGUGGCUCGUCCCUUCUGAGGAAUCUGAUUCUUUCUUUCCAAAACAGUGAAGGAAGGAAAUGUUCAUGAUAACUCGCGUCAUGCCCCACCGUAUACCCACUGCAGUUUGGGGCUCACACUGAUAUAUCAGAAAUGCGAGCUGCUUUGGAUUGCGAAGCUUCAUUUCGCAGCAGCUCAUUCACAUCGGCAGUGUCAGCCAGAAGGUCCUGCCUGCAACUGCGCUCGAUCCUGCUAGCAAUAAUGGCUAUUUCUCCAUAAUUCAUGCAGACGGCAGCAUUGCAACGACAGGUUGACUUGACGCAACGUCAAGCAUUGAUACAAACUCGACAUAUCUACGAAUGAUGAAUCAACGUGUUACCAUCACUAGAGGUCUAGAGGUACCCGAUGGGCACUACGAAUAGACUCGGAACCUCUCGAGAAAAAAAAAGACUUAAUGAGAAGCCAUAUCCAUAUCCACUUUUUUUUUUCUCCAGCUGUCUUUCAUUGUAGCUUUCUACUACGAGAUCUACCGUUCAACCUCCUCAGUAUCCGUGGUCUUGACUUCAUCAAUGUCAGUCUGUGGUUGUCACUGGAGGGAUAUCAUUGUCAUAACCUUUUUCAUAGUCCUCUUUCCUAUUUCUUUUGCUGUGAAAUCUGGAAAUUUUUCAUUGAUGAGGGUACAUAUCUUAAAAGGGAUGGAAUGCGAGCCUCUUUCUGGUAUGUAGUAGAGUAGAUUAAGAGCAAAUCAAUCCAUAAGACACAGAU